AGUGAACCUUCUCUGAAUCAACAUUCACUUUCGCUGAUUCUUUUGCGUUAGCUUAAAUAGAACCUUUGUAAAAUGUGCUCAGUUGUGAAAUUAAUAACAAAUGGAAAAAUAGUUAACAACGAUCGCGUGCAGAGUUCGAAGUGCAUUCGACUUACGCACCAGGUUCAAAACAUCAUGCUUUCGCUGCACUAAACGCACACUGGUACGCAUGCUGGCUCAGCGGUGGUAGUGGUGCGAUGUAAAAUUGCGUACACUUUUUACAUCUCAGUCGCCCUCGAUCCACUUUGCCUUUUAUUCAUUGCGUAGUGGGUUAUUGAGGAGGACAAUCACAGUGUUGCUCUCGCGCGGCUUAUUUCCCAAGGAGGUAUCUUGUUAUCAACAAGACCUACCGCGCGUGUAUGUGUCUGUAGUGUACAAGAUUGCGACGAAUUUCGUCUUUCGAUGAUUUGCAAAAGAUUAGCACCGAUAGGUACAAGAUAUCGUGCUGUGUUUUAUGGUGGUGGAAAUGAUAAGAGCAUAACACGAACCAUCAACAAUAGAACACCGUCAUCAAAGUGGGCACAAUAUUGUGUUGUUUUCCUUCGCCGUGAAUUAUGUUCUUCUUCUGUUGUUAUUUCACCAGCGGUCGAAGUUGAACGCAAACAGAUACAGCAGCGAAACUAUUCGGAACAGUUGCAGAACAAUAGCAGCACACAAGCAAUGGGUGAAUUCAAUACAAUCGCACGCCCUUCUGCUCAGGGGAAACUGUUGGAAAAUAAGACCUUCUUUCCCGAUCUUCCGAGCCGUGGUCCAUUGGCACCGUACCGCAAGCAGGCGAACAUUGACUGGCGUAAAUUAAAACUUUCCUUCCACGAUGAAACAUCGCUCGAACUGCAGCAUCGAGUGUGGUCGUUCGCACGCAAACAUCCUCUGUUUGCGCAUCCGAAUCACACGCUCACCAUGGACGAGGAACGUCACCUAGCAACCAAGCGCAUGUACGUGGUGCAGAAUGAGAAGAUGUUCACGCUUAGCGACUUCGUCGAGCGCCCGGAUCUUGCCACCAUCUACCAUCAGGCGUGGAUUGCGUACGAACCGAGCAUGGCCGUAAAGUACUCGCUCGGUUUCGGUAUGUUCCCGUCGGUGAUACGCACCCUCGACGUUGGCCGGCUCGAUGAGAUUGUGGAGCGUAAUGAAACGGGCGAGUAUUUGGGUGCGUUCGGAUUGACCGAAAUAGCGCACGGUACUAAUGCGAAGGGUAUGCGCACGACGGCAACGUACGAUCCUGCUGCCGGGGAGUACAUUCUGCACACGCCAGAUUUUGAAGCUGCCAAAUGUUGGAUAGGAAACCUGGGCAAAACCUGUACGCAUCUCAUCGUGUACGCUCAGCUGUAUACCGCCGAUGGUAAACACCAUGGUUUGAACGCGUUCGUCGUGCCAGUCCGUGAUCCGGCCACGCUACAAGCCUACCCGGGUGUUACGGUAGGCGAUCUCGGUGCAAAGGCAGGACUGCAAGGCGUCGACAAUGGGUUCGUUAUGUUCCGCCAGUAUCGUAUCCCGCGCGACAAUCUACUAGCGCGCACCGGAGAUGUUAACGAACAGGGCGAAUUCGUAUCACCGUUUAAGGAUCCCGCCAAACGAUUCGGUGCCUCACUGGGGGCACUUUCCGGUGGGCGCAUCAGUAUUUGUGGCAUCGCAAACGUUUACCUUACGAAAGCGAUAACGAUCGCGUUACGCUACUCGGCAAGCCGCAAGCAGUUCGGACCGGACGACAGUGAAGAAGAGUGGCCAGUGCUCGAGUAUCAAUCACAACAGUUCCGGCUGUUUCCGCAUCUUGCCAACAACACCGUGAUACGGGUGUUUAAUCUUUGGUUCGGCAAGGCGUACGGUGACAUGCAGUUGAAGUUGCUAGGUGGCGAAAAUAUUGGCGCUGUUGGGAUGGAGGUACACGCCCUUUCUUCCGCUGCCAAGCCAGUGUGUACGUGGGCGGCCCGGGACGGUGUGCAGGAGUGCCGGGAGGCGUGCGGUGGUCACGGAUAUCUGAAACUUUCGACCAUCGGUGAUUUGCGAGGCAACAAUGAUCCGAACUGUACGUACGAGGGCGAAAACAAUGUGCUGAUCCAGCAGGCAUCGAACUGGUUGCUAAGCGUCCGUGCGAAGGGAUACGAAAACUUUGCCGAAGUAUCGCCGCUUGGUUCGGCACAGUUUCUAGCACAAUACGCAACCCUUAGUAGGCGAAAGGCAAACUGGACUAGUCCGCUGGAUGCUGGCUCGAUUACAAAUCAACUGGACGCUCUGGAUUGGUUGGUAGCCUAUCUAUUGGAGGAGUCGUACCAGAAAAUGUCUUUGUUAAAGCAACAGGGGAAAUCUAGCUUUGAGGCACGAAAUGAUGUGCAAUCAUUCUUUGCACGGACACUUUCCAUCGCUUAUGGAGAGCGUAUGCUGCUAUAUGUAUUCGGUAAGUUCCUGUCGAACCUUGAGGCCGGUCCCGAACGGCAGGCACUUGAACGACUCGGCUCACUGUACGGCGCUGGAACCAUUCUACGACACAUCGGUGUCUUCUAUCAAGGUGGAUACUUCUCUGCACAGCCAAACGCAAUGGCUCUGCUGCAGCAAGCCGUAUUGGACCUGUUGCCAGCAGUUAAACAGGAUGCGAUCGCCAUAGUGGAUGCUGUUGCUCCGCCCGACUUUAUCAUCAAUUCGCCGCUAGGCAUGAGCGACGGCGACGUGUACCGGCAUAUGGAGUCGGCGAUCAUGCAAGCUCCGGAAGCGCUCGAACGGCCAAAAUGGUGGCGUGAUGUAGUUCACCGAGAUUAUGUGCAAUCGAAGCUCUGAGAGUGUUAUUCUAUCGUGGCCAAUUUGUUUUCUAUUCCAUUACAAAACGCACAUCUUUUUUGUUUCUUGGCUUAUUGCGGACAGCUUCUGUCGCUGGUUGGAAAUCAAUAAAAUAAUACCUUCAUACGGAGGGGGUACUGGGGUCAGGGGUUUUACUACUGUGUAACAAUA
Anopheles funestus (African malaria mosquito) is the source of this 2982-nucleotide messenger RNA. RefSeq names its product peroxisomal acyl-coenzyme A oxidase 3 (gene Acox3). Gene Ontology annotation, cellular component: peroxisome. Gene Ontology annotation, molecular function: fatty acid binding; pristanoyl-CoA oxidase activity; FAD binding. Bases 442 to 2811 code for a protein of 789 amino acids. The transcript is spliced from 4 exons. Gene Ontology annotation, biological process: lipid homeostasis; fatty acid beta-oxidation using acyl-CoA oxidase. NCBI's taxonomy places the organism in Eukaryota, Metazoa, Arthropoda, Insecta, Diptera, Culicidae. The record is from RefSeq and is a predicted model, not a curated record.